Molecule: messenger RNA, 782 nt
Organism: Dermatophagoides pteronyssinus (European house dust mite)
Lineage: Eukaryota; Metazoa; Arthropoda; Arachnida; Sarcoptiformes; Pyroglyphidae
Source: RefSeq, a predicted model, not a curated record
AGAUAUAAUGUUUUAAAAGGGAAAACAUUUUAUACCAACAAAAGGGAAUUCACCUAUCAUAUGAAAACAUAUCAUGCCGACUAUAUAUCAUCAUUCCAAUUCAAAAAACUAUCAAAAGUUGUAAAGGAAGAUGAACCACAACCAUCAACAUCCAACAUUUCCCUAAAUGAUGAAUUGGAAAUAAUUCCAUCAACAUCAACACUAACAACAACAAUCACACCUGUUGAUGAAGAUAUUACAGGAGCUAUAGGCCAAGAUCAUCUCAAUGAUUAUAAUGAAUUUAUGAUGAUGAAUAAUGAACAAGAACGAGAACAAGAAGAAUCUGAUGUUGAUGAUGAUGAAAAUAUGAUGAUGAAUAAUGAACAAGAACCAGAAGAAGAAUCUGAUGGUGAUGAUAGUGAAAAUAUUGAAAUACCAGAUUUCUUCUUGAAUCCUAAAAAUUUGAAAGGUAAAAUAAAAUGCUCUCUUCAUUUUUUUAGUGCUGAUUUAAUAUGCAUAGAUUAUGAAGAAGAAGUCGGCGGAAACAAAAGCGAAAAUGAAGCUCUUUUUAUGAAUAGUUUAAUGGCUUCAGAAUUAAAAACAUUUUAUUAUGAUUUUUUUAUUGGAUAUAAACUCAAUGCGAUAUCAAGAAAACAUCAACAUGCAGUCUAUCAUAAAAUUGGUGCCAAUGAUUAUCAAACAUUGUUUGGAUGUUUUGCCAAAUGAUAUCAAAGAUUAUUCAUCAUAUCACAAUUACUCAACGAAACUUCCUGCAAUUUUGAUCAAUUAAAAUAUACAUAGCA